Messenger RNA from Naegleria gruberi, 450 nucleotides. RefSeq lists its product as uncharacterized. Gene Ontology annotation, cellular component: box H/ACA snoRNP complex. Gene Ontology annotation, biological process: snRNA pseudouridine synthesis; rRNA pseudouridine synthesis. Gene Ontology annotation, molecular function: box H/ACA snoRNA binding. The record is from RefSeq and is a predicted model, not a curated record. Bases 1 to 450 code for a protein of 149 amino acids. The transcript is spliced from 2 exons. Lineage: Eukaryota; Heterolobosea; Eutetramitea; Acrasida; Naegleriidae.
AUGAGUGACUCUGAAACUGAAACUACAACAACAUCAACUGAACAACAAAUUAGACUUCCUCUGCUGCCAUUUGCUUCACCAUUGGUCUCAUCAGAAAAGGAUGUUAGCAAGAUCUUCAAAGUAAUUUCUAAAGCUGUUCAAUCAAAGGAAAAGAAUGUUUUACAUAGAGGAAUUAAGAACGUUAAUAGAGCCAUCAGAAAACAAACCAAGGGAUUCGUUGUUUUGGCUGGUGAUAGUUAUCCUAUGGAUAUUAUUGCUCACUUCCCAGAACUCAUCAAGAGUACCGAAGGUGUUGAAUAUGUUUUUGUUGAAUCUAAAGUUGAAUUAGGCAAGGCUACAUUGACAAAGAGACCAGCUUGUGCUAUCAUGGUUGCUGAACCACCAAAGGAAAGCAAGAUUUAUAAAUACUAUAAGAAGGCCUCCAAGGUUGUUUCAUCUUCUCAAGAAUAA